Molecule: messenger RNA, 2434 nt
Organism: Perognathus longimembris pacificus (Pacific pocket mouse)
Lineage: Eukaryota; Metazoa; Chordata; Mammalia; Rodentia; Heteromyidae
Product: caveolae-associated protein 4
Exons: 3
Coding region: 5-1744 (579 amino acids)
Source: RefSeq, a predicted model, not a curated record
GGCCAUGUCUGUGGAGAAGAGGACUCAGUCGUCGUUUUCACCCUUGGACGUGAGGGAGCGGAAGAAGCUUAGAACCCCGAAGGGGCGCGGCAAGGCCCGAAGCCAGGGCAGCCCGGGCGUCCGCGGGCGUCCCCCGCCGGAAGUGGGCUCCAAGGGGGCGCCGGCGCCGCGAGAGGAGAACCAGUGCGAGCCGUGGUGCGGGCUCGUCGUGGUGGGGAGGAGGAUGGAGCUCCUGGAGAGAAGCCCGCGGAAGCCCAAAGGGAGGGACUUGAUGGGUGAGGGAAAGCCCGGGCCCGGCGGGGCGAGCGCACCGCAGGCCCCGGCCGGCUUAGAAAUCAGGAAGAAGCCGGCGGAGGAGGCCGAGGGCCCGACCGGGGCCGAACCCCAGGGUGCAGACGUGACAGCGCGCCCCAGAGCCGGGUCCGGGACGGAAGAGCGGUCGACGUCCAGCGGCCACAAUGGGGAGGCCAGGGUAGAGGACUUGAGUUCUAGAAGGUACCACCUGGGACAGGAUGAGGAGCUGAGGUCCAGCAGGCCGAAGCUGAAACCCAGUGAAGAGAACUCGCUUGGGCCCGGCAGAAUGAAGUUCAGAUCCAGUGAAGAGAAGCUUGGGCCCAGCAGAAUGAAGCAGAAACCCAGUGAAGAGAAGCUUGGGCCCGGCAGAAUGAAGUUGAGAUCCAGUGAGGAGAAGGUUGGGUCCAGUAAAAUGAAGCUGAAACCCAGUGAAGAGAAGGUUGGGUCCAGCAGGGAUAAGCUGAGAUUCAGGGAAGGGAAGCGUAGAUUCAGUGGAGUGAAGCUGAGAACCAGUGAAGAAAAGGUUGAGCACGUGGAGGAGAAAGUAAAACCCGGUGGAGAGAAGCCGACAUCCAGUGCAGAGAAACUAAGAUCAAGCGAGGAGAAACGCAGGUUCAGUGGAGAGAGGCGUGGGACCAGUGGAGAAAAGCUCAAAUCUAGCAGAGAGAAGCUCACAUCCAGUGGAGAGAAGCUCACGUCCAGUGGAGAGAAGCUCAGGUCCAGCGGAGAGAAGCUCAGGUCCAGCGGAGAGAAGCUCAGGUCCAGCGGAGAGAAGCUCAGGUCCAGCGGAGAGAAGCUCAGGUCCAGCGGAGAGAAGCUCACGUCCAGUGGAGAGAAGCUCACGUCCAGCGGAGAGAAGCUCAGGUCCAGCGGAGAGAAGCUGAGAUCCAGCGGAGAGAAGCUCAGGUCCAGCGGUGAGAAGCUGAGAUCCAGUAGAGAGAAGCUCAGAUCCAGUAGAGAGAAGCUCAGAUCCAGUAGAGAGAAGCUCAGAUCCAGUAGAGAGAAACUCAGAUCCAGUAGAGAGAAACUCAGGUCCAGUGGAGAGAAACUCAGGUCCAGUGGAGAGAAACUCAGGUCCAGUGGAGAGAAGCUCAGGACUAGUGAAAAAGAUUUGAGAUCCACUGGAGAUAAACAGGAAUCAAGUGCUGAGAAAUUAGACUCCAGUGAGAAGUUGGAGGAAGGCUCAAGAAGGGAGAGUGUGAAGGAAGAUGAAAUUGAAACAGUGAUAAAAGUUAUUACUGAUGAAAGAGAGAUAGAACCUACAGAUGAGAUGGAAAUUCCUGUAGAAAGUAUAGAAAGAAAGAAAGAACUAGAAGUGGUUGAGGAAGGAAUGGAAGUUGAUAAGGAUGACUUGAAUGAAGAGGAAAAUAUUGGUGAACCUGUUUCUAUGGAAGAGAAAGAUAUGACAGAUAAAGGCCCAGUGGAUGAAAUGGAUGAAGGAUUGAAGUGAGAGAGAGAGAGAGAGAGAGGACUAUUGAAAGAUGAAAGAGGAGAAAGCCAAAGCCUAAAAGAAGCGUGGGAAUGAAGCAGAACAAGGUCCAGUGGAAGAGAGGAACAAUGGGAAAGAUGGAAACAGGAACCUUUUGAGGAGAAAGAAAAAUUUAGUAAUGAAUUAGAGAGGAAAUUGGAUAUCGGGUUCUUGAAGAAUGUUUGAGAAAUGGGUUUACGAUUGGAGAUGUGAGGAGAAGAAUGCCUGCAGAGGGGGGGAGAGCAGCAUGGCAGCAGGAUAAAGCAUAGCCAUUGAAGGUUAUGGGACUAAUAGGCUGAAGUGAGCAAAAUAUCUGAAGGUGAAGAAUGAGUGGCUCCAAAAGGACAAAAACAAGAGGAAAUGGAGAUGAAAGAAGUGAAAAAAAUCUGCGUAUUACUGAGAUCAUCGGUGAUUCUGCAAACACAGGAGCGGUCAUCUCUUAUAAGAGGCCUCCAUGGGCACAAGGUCGGGAAUGGACCAGUUCUACAUUGCAGGAGCCUCACUGUGCUGCGGUGUACAAAUUAUGGCCGAGUCAUCAGAUUUCUGUUCUCUGGCUGGAUAUCGUGCAUUUCACUGCGACCGCAGAAAGAGAAGUAAAGCUGGGAACGCUACGCCAAAUGCCAGCCACCUGCGCCCAGCGCCAGCCCUCUCCCACCCCCCCAGUGUAUGCCA